AUGGCUGUGAUGGUCCUAUUCAUGUUUGCAUCUGCCCAGUGUCAGGAGAAUGAGAGGCGGGCAGUGACUGAGCACCAACUGAUGCACGACCGGGGACGGGCUAUGCAGAGCCUAAAGAGACUGAUCUGGCUGUCCAGCGCCAUGGAGGGGCUCCACACUGCCCAUACACGCAUUCCCCUGGAGGAAGUCUCUGUGGACUGCAGGGGGGAUGGCCCCCAGCAGUCACUGGAUCAGGUGGGGAGGGUGGGCAGGGCCAUGAAAGGGGAGGCUCUACAGAUAAUGUGGAAUGCCUUCUUCAGACCCCACCUCACUGGCCUCCCUGCUGGGGAGAAGUAG
This is a messenger RNA of Scleropages formosus (Asian bonytongue), 336 nucleotides long. RefSeq names its product parathyroid hormone 4 (gene pth4). Lineage: Eukaryota; Metazoa; Chordata; Actinopteri; Osteoglossiformes; Osteoglossidae. Gene Ontology annotation, biological process: bone mineralization. Bases 1 to 336 code for a protein of 111 amino acids. The record is from RefSeq and is a predicted model, not a curated record. Gene Ontology annotation, molecular function: hormone activity. The transcript is spliced from 2 exons. Gene Ontology annotation, cellular component: extracellular region.